Gadus chalcogrammus (walleye pollock) is the source of this 486-nucleotide messenger RNA. Its product is annotated as carboxyl-terminal PDZ ligand of neuronal nitric oxide synthase protein-like. The transcript has 5 exons. Bases 1 to 486 code for a protein of 161 amino acids. The record is from RefSeq and is a predicted model, not a curated record. NCBI's taxonomy places the organism in Eukaryota, Metazoa, Chordata, Actinopteri, Gadiformes, Gadidae. Gene Ontology annotation, molecular function: nitric-oxide synthase binding.
AUGCCAGGCGUAACAAAGUACAAUUUAGUGGACGAUGUACACGAUUUGAGGAUCCCCAUGCACAACGAGGACGUGUUUCAACAUGGGGUGUGCUUCGAGGCGAAGUACAUUGGCAGUUUGGAGGUGGGUCGGCCAGGCAGCCGAAUGGAGAUAGUUGCUGCAAUGAGGAGAAUACGGUACGAGUUCAAACUGAAGAACGUGAAGAAGAAGAAGGUCAACAUCAUCGUGUCGACGGACUUCGUCCGGGUGAUCUUGCGUAAGAAGAGGAAGAGGAAGGAGUGGUCCUGGGACGACAGCGCCGCCCUGGUGGCCCAGGACCCCAUCUACAGGAUCUUCUACGUGUCCCACGACGCUCAGGACCUGAAGAUCUUCAGCUACAUCGCCCGCGACGGCCAGAGCAACGUGUUCCGCUGCAACGUCUUCAAGUCCAAACGAAAGGUAGGGCAGCGUCACGGCGCCGGGACAGUUCGCAGGCGCAACACGUAG